Molecule: messenger RNA, 5870 nt
Organism: Rhea pennata
Lineage: Eukaryota; Metazoa; Chordata; Aves; Rheiformes; Rheidae
Product: neurabin-1-like
Exons: 17
Coding region: 469-4461 (1330 amino acids)
Biological process (GO): neuron projection development; actin filament organization; calcium-mediated signaling
Cellular component (GO): actin cytoskeleton; dendrite; postsynaptic density
Molecular function (GO): actin filament binding
Source: RefSeq, a predicted model, not a curated record
GGCGGCCGGGCAUCCCCGGCGGGAGCCGGAGCGGGAGCAGCCGGGGCUGCGCGUCCCCGGCGGACACAAUGGGCUUUAUUCCUUCGGCAGCCGCGGGGAGGUCUCGGGUGGCCUUUCCCACCCGGAGGAGCGGCAAGUUUGAGAUUCGUGUCGCCCGCUAGCACGGUCCCAAGUUAAUUAAAACUCUCUGUCUCUCUGCAGAUGGUUUUCUGGGUGCUGUGAUCCACACGGAGAUAAAUAUCCGAUGGAGCCAUUUGCCUGCUGUGAUUUCUUUCUCUCCGCGUAUACUCCGGUGCACUCCAUUUCCAUGUGAGCAGGGAGGCUGUCUGAGUUAACGGCUGCUUUUCAAACCUCACUUCUCUCCAGACUGCUGUAGGAUCUGGUCGGCGUGGUGCCGGAGGCUGGGAGCUUUGCGCCUGUGAAAUUUCCUUCGCCUUCUUGCUCAGGAGUCGAGGGAGCUUUCUGACAAUGAUGAAGACAGAAGGCAAAGGGGAAAGGACUUUAAGAAGUGCUUCUCCACACAGAAAUGCCUAUAAAUCUGAUUUCCAUGCCAUCAAAUGCUCUUUUGAUGGAGUAAACAAUCCUGAAAACGCUUCCAACAAAACAGGCUUUCAGCAGAAGCUGGGCACCUCUUCCAAUGGAGGGGGAAAUGAUCCACACAGUCGAGGCAGAGCUGCCACUUACGGCAAUAGAGUGCACAAGAUCAAAAACAUGUUUCUGCAGAUGGGAGGUUCCUCUUCAACACCCUCUUGCGAAAGCAAUCCCCCUGUUGAGACCAAAUUAAUCAGCCGGGCCCCAGCAGCAGAUUAUGGACCUUCUCCAGGUAGCCCAUCUUUCCUCAUUAUCCAAAAAAAUAAUCUUCUUAAUACAAGUACUAGCCCCUGCAGCAGUCCUGUGGAUUCAUUGUCUGUGCCUUCUACUGCUGACAAGGUCAUCCGUAGCAAUGAUGAGGCAGAUCUGGACAAAGUUGCUCUGGCAGAAAAGUUUUCUGAGACCAGGAAACUAUUUGAGAGAAAUAUAAAACAACGAAGCUCAGUGGACAGAUACUCUCCCAGCAAAUGUGAAAGAAAUGAGGAUAAGAGGAGACGUGGUUCAGCUUCUCCUGAUUGCGGCAAUGUAGUGGACCAUUUCAGUUUUAAUACAGAAGUGAGUCUUCCAGUUGCCCUGGAGAGAGUUGACAAUCAAGGUAGUGAGGAGUUGAAGCAGCAACAUCCCAACAGUGGUCUGAAAUCUUCCUUCCUGAACGCAGGACCCAUUUCUAGGAGGCUGGAAAGCUUUCUGGGUGACAGUGAUACUGAAGAAUCCAAAGAAAUUUCCAAAAAUGAUAGCACUUCAAAUGAAGACCAUGUGGGAGGCCACUGCAAUUUGGAUUCAUCUGCUGCUUUUGAAAGAUGUUCAGAGAAGUCUACACCCACCAAAGUGCCUGUGAUCAUCAGAGAUGAACUGAUCAAGGCACAAGACAAAAGAGAGCAACCACUACUUGAGAGAAGCGUGCAGGAUAUGAGCAGUGUAUCUGAUCAGGAGACUAAGUGGAGAUCAGACAGUAUUCUCUACCAGGUUUCCCCUGUGGAAGGGACUUCUACAGAGCUGAUCGAGAAAGAUGAAACGUCAGGGCAUGAAAAAGAGGAUUUGGAGAAAGAUCAUGUUGUUCAAGAGGAUCAGCCACUCGGACAUCAAGCACAGGAAGGGGGGAGGAGUGACUGUUCCUUGGAAGUAGCAGAAGAGCUUACAGAAUGCAGUGAGACCAAUCAUGAAGAAAUAGAUGGGGUAUCUGUGAAAGAUGGCCUUGUUACACAAGUUCAGGAUGUUCAAGAACAGGAAGAGGACACUGAAGAAGAGGAGCAAGUGGCAGAAAAACAGAGAGAGAAUUUCAGUGCUUUUGGAAUAGAGAAUGAAGCUUUUGAUGAUGAUAGGAAUGCAGAGUUAGAAAACCAAAGGCCUGAAGGUAAAGAAAUUUUGGAGGGAGAGGAGGAGUAUAUGUAUGAUAGUGAAUAUGAGGAGUUUCCUGGACUCUCUGAAGAGGAAGAUCCUGAGCCAGACCGAAAAGUGAAGUUCUCAACAGCUCCUAUUAAGGUUUUCAGUACUUACUCAAAUGAAGACUAUGAUAGACGUAAUGAAGAAGUUGAUCCUGUGGCAGCCUCAGCUGAGUAUGAACUUGAGAAAAGAGUGGAAAAGAUGGAAGUGUUUCCUGUAGAAAUAGAAAAAGGUGACAGUGGUCUGGGCAUCAGUAUUAUUGGAAUGGGAGUUGGUGCAGACCAGGGACUAGAAAAACUAGGUAUUUUUGUAAAAACAAUAACAGAUGGUGGAGCUGCUCAAAGAGAUGGACGAAUUCAAGUCAAUGAUCAGAUUGUUGAGGUUGAUGGUAUAAGUCUAGUGGGAGUUACUCAGUUCUUCGCAGCCACUGUACUGAAAAACACUAAAGGCACAGUGAGGUUUCUGAUUGGAAGAGAGAAACCAGGGACUCAGAGUGAAGUAGCCCGUCUCAUUAGUGAGACUUUAGAGCAAGAGAGAUGUCUGUAUGAGCAACACUAUGUUCAUGAUGAUACGGAGCAGGAUGAUGACUAUGAUGAUGAUGAAGACGCAUUUGAAUCACAUUUACAUGGAAAAUCUGUAGAAGUUUUUGAUCUUCCUGAAAAUGAAGAUAUCAAUUUACCACUGGAUAUGGAUUCAGCACAGUUUCUUCUUAAAUUUAAAGAGCUACAAUUAAAGCAUGCAGUAACAAUGGCUGAAGUUAAUCAACUGAAGGAGAAAUUAAAAAUUGUUGAAACAGAAAAAAAUGAAUGGGAAUCAAGUCGAGCCCAACUUCAGCAAAACAUAGAAGAAAACAAAGAGAAAAUUAAGAAGUUGGAAACCUACUGGUUAGAGGCACAGAGUUUAUGCAAAACAGUAAAUGAGCAUCUUAAAGAAACUCAGGAACAAUGUGAUGCCCUUGAAAAGAAAUACAGCAAGGCCAAGAAAUUGCUGAAAGAUUACCAACAGAAAGAAGUAGAAUUUAUGAAAAAAGAGGAGGAUCAUUCAAGAAUGCUUGAAGAGAGAGACCAGAAAUACACAGAACAGCUGAAAAUAUAUCAGGAAAAAAUUUCAGAGCUUGAAAACAAACUAAAAAUAUAUGAGAGGAUGCCAUAUAUGUUUGGAAGUGGCAGCUUAUUGGAAGAUGCCUGUCAAAACUCAGGCCAGUUGAAUGAACCCUCAAGGAUAAGAGAAGAAAAAGUAACAGAAACAGUAGAGGAAAGGUUAGAUUCUACAGAUAUGUUAAUUUCUGAUUUUGAUGCUUUUGUUGGGGAUACUCCCAGAUUAGACACCAGCGUGCACAAAGCAAAAGCUCAGCUUGCUUUGAAAGUAAAACGCCAACCACCUUCUCGAUCAAAGCUGAAAGAAUCUCUUGGGGCUGGACAACAAACUGCAAAUUUACAGGAUGAGGAUUCAGAAGAUACUAUUCACAACAAGGAACUUCCUGCUGUGUACCUAACAAAGAACUUAGAAAUAAAUGAAAAGUUAACUCUCUCCCAGUUGAAUGACAUAGAUCAAAAGAGUGAAAAGCUGGAACCAGCAGAAAGCACAGAAAGUCCUUUAGAAUCAAGCCCUUCUGCUUCCACACAGUCUUCCCCAGUACACAAAGCAAACAACGAAAAUGGACCAAGCGCCACACAUUCACCUCCAUCAGAAGAGAUGGUUCCAAAUUCUCCUCAAGGAUGUCCCAGGAACGUUAAGCAAAGAGAAGCAAAGGGGAAAGGAAAAGAGGCCAAGGAAGAUAAGAAAAAUGAGGACAAGACAAUAGAAACAAAUGAAGGAACAUCAUCAGGGAAGUCUAAAAGGCGAUUUCCAGAUUUUGGAGGAUUACGGAAAUCUGGGGGCAAGGGCAAGAAACAAGAAAAAGAAAAUCUGAGAGGUUCUCUUGAUAGCAGAGGUUCCAGAGAACUGUUGGAUGACUCUGGCAACAAUCUAUCUGCAUCAGAUUCAGAUUCCCCUGUACCUACCUGUAUGCCUUUCUCUUGGUUUGGAGACAGUCACAAAGAGCCUCAGGUUUCUAGUAGUAGCCUGCACUUUACUCAAAGUGGACAGGACAGUUUAUUUGAACAGGGUCAAGAGAAAAACAAAAGCAAGGCAUUAGAUGAUGAAUUUGCAACAACAGGAAAACAAAAUCAAUGGCACAGUAGACCUAUUUCUGAAUGGACAACCCAGCAAGUAUGCCACUGGUUAAUGGGAAUGAACAUGGAGCAGUAUAUUACAGAGUUUACAGCUAUGAACAUAGACGGACAGCAGUUGAUGCAGCUUGAUAGUGAUAAGUUAAAGGCUUUAGGAGUUUCCAGUCAAAAUGACCGAUCAACAAUAAAGAAAAAAAUUAAGGAUAUUAAAAAAACACAAGAAAAACUGGAAAAACAGAAGGAAAAAGUACAAAAGAAGGAGCGAGAAGUUCGCAAGAGUGGCAGAGGGGUAACCACUCUUGAAUCAAGCUGCUAAAAUGACCCGAUUUAUUCUUAGCACAGGCUUGCUUCAUCUUGAAGUUCAGCAGACUUGUAUAUAAUUGUACAAUUGAGGGAGGAAGGAAAGUGCAACAGUCUAACAUGGUAGGGCUUGGGGUUUUUUUACUUUUUAGUAAUAGUCCCUCCCCAUUACAACCCAUUGAAAUGAAAUAAAUGUUUUCAGUAUUUUUAUUCCUAGUUGACUCUGCCAGUACUAAUAGACAAUAACUUAACUUUCUGCCUUAAGUGCUAUUUGUGCUUUUAAGACUGAUUAAGAAACAAACCACAUACCCUUUUCAUUAAAUUUGAUAGAUGUUUGUGGAGAAUAGACUAUUGAAUUAAAAAUCAUUCCAAUAUUAGUCAACUGGCAUUUGAUAUAGAGUUGAAUUUGAUAUAGGGACAAUAGAAAAAUCCUGCCAACAAAUUCAGUCUGUGACAGUCUGUCUAUCUGUUGCCACUAAAGUUGUAUAGUAAAAAUUAAGUUUAAGAAAACAGUAAUGUCAAAUUAAUUUAAAAAAGAAAGCAUGUAUUUCAAAUUUAUGAAAUUUUUUCUUUGAGUUCUUGUAUUUCUCAGAGAUUGUCCUUUCCUUUUUUUAUUUUAAAUCCACUGUAGUAACACAUUGUUUUGAAUUCCAUGUGUUGCAGUUUACUGAGAAAAUAACCAGAAAUAUUAAGUAGUUUUUAUAAACUACUUAUGUUAAUUAAAACAUUAAAUUUUCUGUACACUACCCUGUAUGGUGUUGGGACAAAGUUUAAACAUAUAAAUAAGAUCUUUUUUAACCUAUUUUUCCUAAAUAAUACCUAGUUUUAUAGAUUUAUGCUAUGAAUAAGAUCAAUUUGCAAUACAUGUAUUUCUCUUUUCUACUUGCUAUUUUUGCGGACCAAAUUUAUAUAUUUGCUAAUUUUAAACUAUGCUGUUUUUCAAACUUAAAAUACUGAGGGAAAAAUUGUAGGGAAAAUUAUCACUGGAGCACUGGGUGUCUGCAUUGUAUUUAAGUGUUUGAUUGUAGACUGCAGAUUAUUUCUCUUUAAAGGAGGAUUUGAUUCCCACAAUAGUUUAGAAAAUGAAUUGAUGUUUGUAUAUUUACAUACUGUCUUAUGGAGAUACUGCAACAGCACUUCAUUAAUUAGAUUAUUUCAGAAACAUUAAGUAAAUGUAUAAAUUCCAUCAUAGAGUGGACUAGAACAAAAAUAAUUCAUUUAUGUGGACCAAGUUCUCCUUUAAAUCUAUGGACUGUUUUUCAUUUUAAUUAAAUGAAUGAACUUCCCAAUUGGUGUUUCACUUUUUUUUUUUGUUUUUUUAUUUUUUUUUUUUAUAAAUACUGUCUUUUCUGAAUUUCAGUAAAAGGAUUGUGUGGAAAUGCUCCUGAACACCACGCAUUUCCAAAAUAAAGGUUAAAAAAUCUU